AUGGAAGGUCUAUUUUUCAAUGUUCAGAAUGGCUAUAUCGAGGGUAUCGUCAGAGGUUAUCGCAACGGACUCUUGACUGGCCAGAACUAUAAUAAUUUGAUUCAAUGCGAGACUAUCGAUGAUCUUAAGCUUCAACUUGGGCCAGCGUAUGGCGAUUUCCUAGCAUCACUUCCACCUAAUCCUUCAACAUCUACCCUCGCUGCCAAAACGACCGACAAACUCAUCUCCGAAUUUCGAUACCUUCGAGCAAACGCGGUUGGUUCACUUGCAAAGUUCAUGGACUACCUGACGUAUGGAUACAUGAUCGACAAUGUAGCCCUUCUGAUUACUGGUACUCUUCAUGAAAGGGAUACCCGAGAACUACUUGAACGAUGCCAUCCUCUUGGUUGGUUCGAAACAAUGCCCGUCUUGUGUGUGGCUACAAACAUAGAAGAGUUAUACAACAGUGUCUUGAUUGAAACUCCAUUAGCGCCCUACUUUAAGGGGAGUCUAAGCCACCAAGAUUUGGAUGAGCUCAACAUUGAGAUUGUCCGCAAUACGUUGUAUAAAAACUACCUAGAGGACUUCUACAACUUUGUCAAUACCGACCCAGAAAUGGCCAACACUCCGACAGCUGAAGUUAUGUCUGAAAUGCUUGAAUUCGAAGCCGAUAGAAGAGCUAUCAACAUUACCCUCAACUCUUUCGGCACAGAGCUAUCAAAGAAAGAUCGCCAAAAGCUAUACCCAAGCUUUGGGCGCCUUUCUCCAUCAGGAACGAUUCUACUUUCAAGAGCAGAGGAUAUAGAAGGUGUUAGACUUGCUGUUGAGGGGGUUAGUGAUUACAAGGGCUAUUUCGAUGCCACUGGAAUGGGACAAAGCACCACAGGGGCGGGAAACAUGAGUGGGGGAGCUGGUGGUAAUGAAAAAAGUUUAGAAGAUCUGUUUUACCAAAAGGAGAUGGAAAUUUCCAAGGGUGCAUUCACAAGACAAUUCACUUUUGCUAUUGUCUAUGCAUGGGUCAAAUUGAGAGAACAGGAAAUCCGCAACAUCACCUGGAUCGCUGAGUGUAUAGCGCAAAACCAAAAAGAACGAAUCGGCAACUACAUCAGUGUAUUUUAG
Messenger RNA from Botrytis fragariae, 1098 nucleotides. RefSeq names its product putative vacuolar atp synthase subunit d protein. Gene Ontology annotation, molecular function: proton-transporting ATPase activity, rotational mechanism. The record is from RefSeq and is a predicted model, not a curated record. NCBI's taxonomy places the organism in Eukaryota, Fungi, Ascomycota, Leotiomycetes, Helotiales, Sclerotiniaceae. The transcript is spliced from 4 exons. Gene Ontology annotation, biological process: vacuolar transport; proton transmembrane transport; vacuolar acidification. Gene Ontology annotation, cellular component: fungal-type vacuole membrane; proton-transporting V-type ATPase, V0 domain; vacuolar proton-transporting V-type ATPase complex. The coding region runs from base 1 to 1098 and encodes 365 amino acids.